Messenger RNA from Callithrix jacchus (white-tufted-ear marmoset), 1421 nucleotides. It is a transcript of the gene PTMA, whose product is annotated as prothymosin alpha. Gene Ontology annotation, molecular function: histone binding. Lineage: Eukaryota; Metazoa; Chordata; Mammalia; Primates; Cebidae. The record is from RefSeq and is a predicted model, not a curated record. Gene Ontology annotation, biological process: positive regulation of transcription by RNA polymerase II; negative regulation of apoptotic process. Gene Ontology annotation, cellular component: nucleus.
CGGCUGGCGCGGCUCCGCUCCUGUUCUCAGCGCCGCCUUGGUCCCGCUGUCCACCCUGGAUACGGUUUCCGCCCUCGGCGGGAGCGCAGAGUCUCAGACGGACUGGCUUUUUCUUAAUCUUUCGGCCCUCGUUCGCGCUCCUGGUGCCCCUAUGGGGAUUGGCGCGAGUCACCUUGGCGUCUCUUUAGCCCUUGUGCCCCUGGCGUCACCUCUGGCUCUCCCAGGGGUGAUUGCCUUGGCAGAGCCGAACUUGGGCCUCGGAUCUCCGCAGGGGCUCUGUUGGCGCCUUCUGGGCUCAGUCCAGGGACCAGUUUAUGCGGGGAGAACACCGUUCCUAGUGCUGGGCCUCGGUGUUCGAUUUUUUCCGAAGCACCAAAGAUGAUUUACCGCGAGGGCGAUGAGUACCCGGAGAUGUGCAUCCCCGACAGUCUCAGACUAACGCAGCCGGACUUGAAGGAGAAGAAGGAAGUUGUGGAAGAGGCGGAAAAUGGAAGAGACGCCCCUGCUAAUGGGAAUGCGGAGAAUGAGGAAAAUGGGGAGCAGGAGGCUGACAACGAGGUAGAUGAAGAAGAGGAAGAAGGUGGGGAGGAAGAGGAGGAGGAAGAAGAAGGUGAUGGUGAGGAGGAGGAUGGAGAUGAAGAUGAGGAAGCUGAGUCUGCUACGGGCAAGCGGGCAGCUGAAGAUGAUGAGGAUGAUGAUGUCGAUACCAAGAAGCAGAAGACCGACGAGGAUGAUUAGACAGCAAAAAAGGAAAACUUAAACUAAAAACAAAAAAAAAGGCCGCCGUGACCUAUUCACCCUCCACUUCCCGUCUCAGAAUCUAAACGUGGUCACCUUCGAGUAGAGAGGCCGGCCCGCCCGCCCAAUGCGGGCAGUGCCACCUGCAGACGAACGACGCGCUCUCCACUACCCAACCCAAACCAUGAGAAUUUGCAACAGGGGAGGAAAAAAGAACCAAAACUUCCAAGGCCCUGCUUUUUUUCUUAAAAGUACUUUAAAAGGAAAUUUGUUUGUAUUUUUUAUUUACAUUUUAUAUUUUUGUACAUAUUGUUAGGGUCAGCCAUUUUAAUGAUCUCGGAUGACCAAACCAGCCUUCGGAGCGUUCUCUGUCCUACUUCCGACUUUACUUGUGGUGUGACCAUGUUCAUUAUAAUCUCAAAGGAGAAAAAAAAACCUUGUAAAAAAGCGAAAACGACAACAGAAAAACAAUCGUAUUCCGAGCAUUCCAGUACCUUUGUUGUGUAUGUACUUAGCUGUACUAUAAGUAGUUGGUUUGUAUGAGAUGGUUAAAAGGCCAAAGAUUAAAAGGUUUCCUUUUUUUCCUUUUUUGUCUAUGAAGUUGCUGUUUAUUUUUUUUGGCCUGUUUGAUGUAUGUGUGAAACAAUGUUGUCCAACAAUAAACAGGAAUUUUAUUUUGCUGA